Molecule: messenger RNA, 1161 nt
Organism: Paramecium octaurelia
Lineage: Eukaryota; Ciliophora; Oligohymenophorea; Peniculida; Parameciidae
Source: the annotation of a GenBank genome assembly
AUGAAUAUCUUAAAUCAAAAGUAAGUACAAGAAACAUAAGAAACAAUUUGCAAAACUCAUAAUCUAGAAUUCUUUGCAGUUGACUUAGGCCUAUCAAAUAAGGCCUAGAUCUAAUUCUUUUGUUGUAAAUGUUUAGUUGAGAAAAUAAAUAAUAAUAAAGUUACUACAAUAGAGUAAUCCAAAGAGAGAAUUUAUUUGGUAAAGGCAUAAUAAAAAGACAUCAAAACAAAAGAGAAUUAAGCAAGGCUCAACUAUUAUAAAGUUAUUUUAGAUCAAAUUUUGGAUUUUAAAUAAUCAAUUAAUGAUUCUUUGGAGAAGAUGUAUAAAUAAAUAUAAUAAUAUAUAUUUCCGAUUUAGAAAGAAAAAUAAGAAUUAUAAGAAUAUGAAUCAUAAUUAAAUUAUUUUGAAGAUAUAAAAUGGUUAUCAGAAUUAUACUCUUAAGAAUAAUAGAGUUCACCUAAAUUAAUAGAAGAUAAUCAUUUCAUUAAUGAAAUAUAAAGAUAAUUUGAACUUUUGUUUAAUAGUUCUGAAUACUUUUAGACUUUAGACACAUUUAAGAAUACAAAAGAGACAAUAAAAGAUAUUAUGGACAAUAAUGUAAUUGAAUUAAUACCUUCAAAUGUAACCAAAAAUGAUUCAGCAUAUAAUAUUUAUUAUGAAUAGAAAACACCAAGUUUAAAUAGAAUUUGUAACAAUCAUAAAAAAGAAAUAAUUAUGAUUGAUAUGGAUCCAUAAAAUAAAAAGUUAGAAGAUAGAUUUGCAUGUGUGGAUUGUAUAUAAGAGAAUCCAUAAUCUAAAUAUCAGACUAUUGAAAAUGUAGACAAGUAAUGGAAAGAAUGCAAUACAGAAACUGAAAAAAUAUUAGAAUAAUAUAAAAAAGAAAGUAAAGAAAAAAAAUCUGAAUUAUUUAACUAAUUAGCGCAUAUGAGAAAGAAUUACAAUAAAAAGUUGAACGAAAUAAGUGAAAAGUUGAUGACAGAAUAAUUCUUAAGUGUUGAUAAAAUUAAAUAAUCAAAUCAAAUGAAAAAUAUUUCAAUUCAAACAUUAAGUGAUGAAUAAUUGAUGAAAGGUUUGAAAUUAUUAAUUGAAAAGGAAAUAGAAAAAACUCCUUAAAGUCAAAUUAUUACAAAUUUAAAAAAUAAACACUAGAUUUUAAAAAAG